Messenger RNA from Ustilago hordei, 1164 nucleotides. RefSeq lists its product as uncharacterized. NCBI's taxonomy places the organism in Eukaryota, Fungi, Basidiomycota, Ustilaginomycetes, Ustilaginales, Ustilaginaceae. Bases 1 to 1164 code for a protein of 387 amino acids. The record is from RefSeq and is a predicted model, not a curated record. The transcript has a single exon.
AUGGCCUACCUCAACUCCACACUCAAGCACAUUAUCUUUAUGAAACUGCUGGAAGGGGCAAAGGUACCAAAAGGAAAGGCUUAUUGGGUAGUAAAAGGACUAUACAGACUCAAGCAAUCAGGAAGGGAGUGGAACAUGGAGUUUGACAAGUUCCUGCGGUGCUCAAACUUCCAUAGACUUGAUUGCAUGCCAUGUAUUUACACCAGAGGAAAGGGGGACAACUUUGCAAUAGUGAUCAUCUAUGUUGAUGACACAUUGAUUAUAUCUCCAAAACUGACAAUGGUCGAACAUGUUAAAAAGGAGAUAGGCAAGAAGUGGAAGAUGGAGGACAGUGGUAAUGUAUCCCAUUUUCUCAGGAUCAAGAUCUCCAGGGAUCGCAAGGCAAAGACUAUGGAUCUCAUGCAAACCAGCUAUGUCAAACAGCUACUAAACAAGCAUCUAGAUAAAUGUAGAAGAAAAUCCAGCACACUGCUCCAGGAUAUCCCAGUACCAGAGAUGACAGCAAGCAUAGCUGAGCAAAAGGAAUAUCCACAAAUUGUUGGCAAACUCCUAUGGCUGUCAAAUGGAACAUGCCUGGAUAUCAGCCAAGCUGUGGGUGUCCUCACACGUUACAUGAUGCAACCAUUGAAGGAACAUUACAACACAGCACAGAGAGUGCUCCAAUACUUGGACAGCACUCAGGACAUUCACUUGCAAUAUGGUAGUGACAAGCAACAAGAUUUUCUGGUGGUGCAUAGCAAUGCAAAUUGGGCAAGUGACGCCACAGCACAAUGCAAGAGCUCGUCAGGGUCAGCAGUCUUCAUACAUGGAAACCUGGUAGCAUGGAAGUCGGCACUACAGCACUGCACUGCCCUAUCAGCAGUAGAAGCAGAAUUCAUGGCAGCAACUGAAGCUGCACGAGAAAUUCUCUUCUUUGGACACCUCUUCAGGGCUAUUGGGGUUGACAUUGGUACCCCCAUAAUUUUCUCAGAUAACACAGGCACCAUCCAGGUAAGCAAAGACCCUGCACAACAUUGGAAGUUGAAGCACAUCGACACCAAAUACCAUUUCAUAAGAGACAACAUACAAGAUGGAAAGGUCAAAAUCAAGUACAUAAGCACUGAAGAUAACUUAGUGGACAUCUUUACCAAACCAGUGGGCAAGGAGGCACUGCGAUGCACCUGA